UUUACAGUUUGUGUUGUAGGUAUAGGCUAGCUUGUGUUAGGAUUCAGGUAUCACAUUUCGUAAAUAGUCGAAUACCUGAUGAUAUGCCGAUAUAUAGGUUAUAAGCUGCUAAGUGCGACUAUUAUGGAUGGAUGUAUACAUAUAGCACAUGCGGUUAUUAUCUAUAGAUAAAAUCAAAAUUUUUUAAUUUGAAAGUGAUAUUAUCAUUGUAUAGGGUUAUUCGACCAAGUACUUAUAUGCAGACGUUUUAUGGAAAAAGAAGAACAAUGGAUCUUAUGGGCAGCGGACUAAACUGCUGACUUGACGUUGUAAAGACGGCAAUGGUGUAUACGAAAAUCAUGAAUCAGUACUGGCCUUUAUUUCACGAGACGCAUACGUGAAACACGUGGCGAAUGCAUAUAAAUUAAGCUCUAUUUCUUUCUGAAAGAUGGUGAAAAAUAGGCCAAAGUUUAGCAAUGGAAAACAACAAAAGGAUCCUUUAAUUGUUGCAAUUCAAAGAGGUAAUUUAGAAUUGGUACAGAACAUUGUUAAUAAAGCUGGCUUGAAUUUCUAUGAAACAUGGACAGAGGGAUAUGCACUACUAUGCACAGCUAUCAAAUAUCACAGAAGCCAAAUGGCAUUAUGGUUUAUAUCAAAAGGCUGCAGGAUCAACAGAGUAAACGAAGAGGACAUAUCUGAUACCCCCAUCCAUUUAGCAAUUUAUAACAAUCAAACUGACAUAGCAAAAGCAUUAAUUGAAAAAGGUGCUUGUUUGAAUGUGAAGAAUUACAGAGGGGAAACUCCAUUACAUAUAAGCUGCCAAAGAAGAAAUUUUGAUGUAACUGAAUUGUUGUUAAACGAUGAUAGUAUAGCGGAUGUACCUGAUUCUCGUUUAACUACUCCAAUGCACAUUGCAGUAGAGAUUGAAUGUUUAGAAAUUGUUGAAUUACUACUUAAGCACAAAGUGGAUGUUAACGCUUACACUGUUAAAGAUGAUUUCAAGGGAUUUACACCUUUACACAUAGCAGUAUGCAAAAGAAAUGAAAAAAUUGUUAGAAUGUUAUUAGAUAAUGGAGCCGAUGUGCAUGCCCCUGUUCAAAUUUCUAAUCUUAAUGGAUUUCAAAAUGAAAACUUAAUUGAUUUUAUUUAUUACCAAAAUUUUAUGCCUUUACAUCUAGCUUCAAAAGUUGAUGAUGGCGAUAUAAUGGAAUUACUUAUCAAUCAUGAUGCAGAUGUUGAUGCUGCUAUAAAACACAGUGAUAUUACAGCGCUUCAUAUUGCUGUUGAAAAUAAAAACAAACGAAAUGUGAUACUUCUUUCAGAGUAUAAUGCUAAUUUUAAAGCUAAAACAAAAGAAGGCAAAAAUGUUUUACACUUGGCGGUAGAAAAUGAUUGGCCUGAAUUAAUAGAAGUGCUUCUACUAAAGGGUGCAGAUAUUAAUAUUCAAACUGUUGAUGGGGAAACCCCGCUGCAUAUUGCAGUUGAAAUGGGAGAUGAGAAUAUUGUUGAGCUGUUAAUUAUAUAUGAGGCAGAUGUUAACAUCAUAAAUUUUAUGCACCAAAGUCCACUGCAUUUUGCUGCUGAAUUCAGUGUAGAUAUAACAAGAAUUCUUUUGGUACAGGGUGCCAAUGUUGAUGAAGUGGACAACAAUAAUGAAACCCCUUUGGGCAUUGCUGUAAAAUAUAAGGAUAUUGAGAUUAUUAAAGAAAUUUUACAGUACAAACCAUGCAUUCAGAACUCUUCAAAUCAGGAUGCAUUUUUGUUUGCAAUUACAAAUCCAGAUUAUUUUUAUGUGAAGGUUGUAGACUUAUUGUUGGAAUAUGGUUUUAGAAUAACUGAAAAAAUUGACAAUAUGAAUUUAUUCUGCAAUUCUAUUGCUGAAGGCCAUAUCAGGAUAGUUCACUAUCUUUUAGAGCAUGGAAUGGAUGUAUCAAAAAACCAAGAUAAUAACAGUUUAUUGCAUUAUGCUGUUAAGUGUCAAAACUAUGAUGUGGUUAAAUUACUUAUAGACUAUAACUGCAAUGUUAAUGCUGUAGAUCUGCAUGGGCAAACACCUAUCGGCUAUGCAAUUGAAUGCAAUAAUAUAAAGAUACUCAAUUUCUUGUUAAGCAGAGGUGCAAACAUUUUGAAUAUUACUUCUUCACUUUUAAAUGCCGCAAAAGAAAGUCAUAUCGUUUUACUUCAGAUUCUUCUAAAGUAUGGUGCUGAUAUUAACGUCAGUGAUGAGUUUGGUACAACAAUAUUGCAUUUUGCAGUAUGGAACAAACAUCUUGGAUUAAUUCAGAUACUUUUGAAUAAAAGUGCCAAUGUCAAUACUACUCUUACAAGUUCAGAUAAGACUUCUGCUACUGAUAAUGAUAAUGAAGAAACUGAUGAUUCGUAUUUUAAGGAGUUUAAAAAACAAGUAUUUACAUCUCCUCUCCAUAUUGCUGUUAACAAAAAAAGUAAAACUAUUUGUUCUACUCUUUUGGAACACCAUGCUAAUGUCAAUUCCAGAGAUGGAUAUGGACGGACUGCUUUGCACUUAGCUGCAGCAAUCAAGUCUACAGAACAGCAAAAUCUAGUAAAAUUGUUGAUUAGUUAUGGUGCUGAUAUUAAUGCUAUAGAUGACUUUAAAAGAUUACCUAUAUAUUAUAUCUACAAUCAAACAUGUGUUUGUAGCGUUGCAUUUCAAAAUCAGUAUGAGAUUUAUAGUGAGUGCGAAUGUGAUUUAUAUGAAGAUUAUGAUAUUAAUGAUGUCAUUGAAGUUUUUGUAAAACACAUCGCACUUUUAGCUUCAAUAAAUAAGUUUGUUCAUAUAGACAAUUUGAAAAUAAUAUCCAAGAGUGAUUUUUCAGAAAAGUUACAAAUUUCUUGUUUGCAUGAAAUUGAAAAAAUGAAAGAAGAAAAAAUUGGUGAUUGUUUAUCAGUUUAUGAUGUGUUGAUCAAAAAAUCAAAUUCAUUAGCAGCAUGUGCUCGCAAUGAAGACAUAAUCCAAACAUUUGAGUUAACAAACUAUAGAUCAAAAUUUCCAUUGUAUUACAAUGUAUUAAAAGAACAAUUUGACACAGCUCGAGCUAGAGCAUAUUGGUUGCAGUGUGCAGCCUCAGCGUUGAAUAGUCUUUUGAAAUUCAAAUUACCUGAAGUAAUAGCUGAAAAUAUUUUUGAAACUUUACUGAUAAAUGAUUUACAGAAUUUGUCAAUAGCUAGUAUUAGUUCUUCUAGUAAUCAUGCCAGUGCAAGAAAAAAGUUGAAAGUUUAUUAAUGAAACAAAUCCAUCAAUAAUCUAAGAGAUAUGAGUAGUUUUUUUGUUAUCAUCCCAAAUAAAUAUAAGUAGAUUAAAAUAAGGAUGUAACAGUAUUUUUUUACAUAUAAUAAAUUUGUUAAGAGGAUGUGUAUAUAUCCACAUAUUUUUGUUUGUAUGAUAUAUCUUUUAGAAAAAGACCAAGAACAAAGAACUACAUAAUCACAUGAAUAUUUACAGAAGUUAAAAUUUGGUGGUGAUAUCUAUAUCUUAUAGUGAUUUUUACCUCAGUCAAGAAAUAAAAUGAAAAGCAAUUUUGUGAUCAAGUAAGAUACAUUAAAAACAGUUCAGAAAUUUAUUCCUACACGAAAACUAAGUAUUAAAAUAAAUUGUCACUAACUUAAAUGUAUUACUUGAACUAGGUGAUCAAUUGUAGUAUUUAAAUCUUAUAAAUAAUAGUCAAAUGAUGAUAUCCAAUGCUAAACAACUAUUUUUGUAUGAUCUACAUCAAAUUUAUAUUGAAAUAAGUUGAACCAUAUGUAUACAGCAGAGAAUACCUUUUUACAUAACUAUUUCGUAUAACAUUCUAUUUAUAUGACAUAAUUACUUUUUAUACCACUUGAUUAUUUUUGUAUGAAAAUAUAUAUUUGUCGUAUUGUAAGAUA
This is a messenger RNA of Nasonia vitripennis (jewel wasp), 3867 nucleotides long. RefSeq names its product ankyrin-3. The record is from RefSeq and is a predicted model, not a curated record. NCBI's taxonomy places the organism in Eukaryota, Metazoa, Arthropoda, Insecta, Hymenoptera, Pteromalidae. Bases 428 to 3223 code for a protein of 931 amino acids. Gene Ontology annotation, molecular function: protein binding. The transcript has 3 exons.